AUAAUUAUCAUUUAGACUGCCCUUUUCAGUACACGCUUUCUAAUAGUUUAUUCUCUUUCUGUGAUACGUGGCUCUUGAUGGCGGGUGUAAUAGAGUGAUUACGGCAGCUGACUAGCGCUUAUCAUUCUCCAGUUAGACUUGUUUCUGUGAUUCUGUGAGCUCAGACAGGUUAGUACAGGUGAUAGCAUGGCUCUACGCGUAUGCAGCACUUUUCUCCGUUCUUACUCGACCCACGGCAAGUCAGUUCUCGGUGGACUCUCAUCAGUCCGGUUCAAAAGUUCCUGUCCCGUUGACAUCAGUCACCUGGACCACCUGGUGCUCACGGUUCGGGACCUGAACACAACCACGCACUUCUACUCCAAGGUUUUGGGGAUGGAGGUCGUCACUUUUAAGGGCGACCGUAAAGCUCUGAGUUUUGGAGAGCAGAAACUCAACCUGCAUCAGGCUGGGAAGGAGUUUGAGCCCAAAGCCAAAACCCCGACACCGGGAUCUGCUGACCUGUGCCUCAUUACCAAAACCCCUCUGACAACCGUCGCUGCCCACCUCAAGGCAUGUGGAGUGACGAUAGAGGAGGGUCCCGUGGACAGGACAGGCGCUGUGGGUCCCAUCCGCUCCCUAUAUUUCCGUGACCCUGACAACAACUUGAUUGAAGUCUCCAAUUACCAGCAGUAGACAGCAGGGGCGCUGUGUCAUUGCCUUAAGAUGAAGAUGAAUAUGUACUCAGAUGCCUUCCUUGUGAUGUUUUUAAAUGUAAUAAAAAAAUAAUAAAAAACAUG
This is a messenger RNA of Sinocyclocheilus anshuiensis, 776 nucleotides long. RefSeq names its product glyoxalase domain-containing protein 5. Lineage: Eukaryota; Metazoa; Chordata; Actinopteri; Cypriniformes; Cyprinidae. The coding region runs from base 187 to 672 and encodes 161 amino acids. The transcript is spliced from 4 exons. The record is from RefSeq and is a predicted model, not a curated record.